GAUCCAGACAGCAUGGAAAAACGAAUCAAGAAACAUGUCGAGCAUGGCGUGAAGAAGCUCAACACGCAUGUCUAUGACCUGGAAGAUGCCGUUGAGGCGGGAACGAAAUCGGAGAGAAAAGACAUCAGAGCCAUCUCUCAGCAACUGAAAGAGGCACAGGAGAAAAUCGACAACCACCUGGACGACAUCAAGAAAGGCAUGGAACAACAGCUGGAGCUGGUACAGAAACUCGGUCCCUUGAUAGCAGAAACGGCGAGAAAUAUUGAACUCGGCAGGAAAAGAUCAGCAGCGGAAGCGUUUCGAACGGAUGAAGACGACAUACAGAUUCGGACUCGGACUGGGCUAUUCCAGCAGUUGGAGAGACGUCUGGCUAUGCACCUUAGCAACACUCAGACGCAUAUAGAGUCGGCCGUAUAUGAGAUGAAGUCGGGGACAUUCAAGAGACUAGCAGAUUUGGAUGAAAGGAUCGGCGCCAUUGAGGAGAAAAUGGACAGGAUGGCCCGCUUCAUGGCAAAAUGGGAGGCUGUGUCUUCUGCCAACGCUGGUUCAUCGGGUUUGGAAAGUGUAUAA
Molecule: messenger RNA, 570 nt
Organism: Trichoderma citrinoviride
Lineage: Eukaryota; Fungi; Ascomycota; Sordariomycetes; Hypocreales; Hypocreaceae
Exons: 1
Source: RefSeq, a predicted model, not a curated record